AUGCACGCUCAGGAGUUCCGGCAAAACAGACCGAGCGUGCGCUGCGAGGGUCUCCACGGCGGAGGCAGGGCUGGCGCGUGCGUGGUGCCAGGAGCCAGUGCACGCAGCGCGCGGAUUGGCUCCCUGCGCCAGCAUCACAAGCUUAGAAGAGCCGCCGUAGAUUGGUGUGCUUUGUGUGUCUGUUUGACAAACUCGCCGUGGUCUGCAGCGCAGAGGAUUGCAUCUACCGGAUUAGGAGUGACGAUUUACACAGGCAAGAAGCGGGUUGUAGCUGCGGUUGCCCAAGUGGCUGCUAUCAAAUGGGGAGCUCCUCGCCUCGCCCCCCUGCGACUCACCGGACGCAGUCCAAACGCGACUGGUGAUUUGUGUAAAAUGCUUGCGUGUGUCGUGCAGCGCUGCUAG
Messenger RNA from Mesocestoides corti, 402 nucleotides. NCBI's taxonomy places the organism in Eukaryota, Metazoa, Platyhelminthes, Cestoda, Cyclophyllidea, Mesocestoididae. The record is from the annotation of a GenBank genome assembly.